Oryzias melastigma (Indian medaka) is the source of this 2456-nucleotide messenger RNA. RefSeq names its product protein transport protein Sec61 subunit alpha-like 1. Bases 317 to 1747 code for a protein of 476 amino acids. Gene Ontology annotation, molecular function: ribosome binding; transmembrane protein transporter activity; signal sequence receptor activity. The transcript is spliced from 12 exons. Gene Ontology annotation, cellular component: membrane; Sec61 translocon complex. The record is from RefSeq and is a predicted model, not a curated record. Gene Ontology annotation, biological process: post-translational protein targeting to membrane, translocation; SRP-dependent cotranslational protein targeting to membrane, translocation. NCBI's taxonomy places the organism in Eukaryota, Metazoa, Chordata, Actinopteri, Beloniformes, Adrianichthyidae.
CCUCUUUCGGAUUGGAGGUGUCUGUGUUUACGAGGUUUUAUUUCGCAACAAUCACGUUUAAAAUCAUAUUUUUAUAGGCAGACAGAGUCCCUUUAGGACGUUAAAAACAGCGUGUUUACAUACAAGUGGACACGCAGAUCUCCUCGCGCGAAAAGCCGCGCGAGGGAGUGUGAAAGCAGUGACGUGUAACAGCGGCUCCUCUGGUGACGUGUCUCUCCGGCUCUCUCUUUCCUCUCGGAGCGGCUGAUGGAGCCACACUGACUCCACUGAGCGGUCGAACUGAAGCCAGCAACACGGGCGUUGGGAUCCGGCAGCCAUGGGGAUUAAAUUUUUGGAAGUUAUCAAGCCCUUCUGUGCAGUCCUGCCAGAAAUACAGAAACCAGAAAGAAAGAUCCAGUUUAGAGAAAAAGUAUUAUGGACUGCCAUCACUCUCUUCAUCUUUUUGGUGUGCUGCCAGAUUCCUCUUUUUGGCAUAAUGUCAUCAGACUCGGCCGAUCCUUUCUACUGGAUGAGAGUAAUAUUGGCUUCAAACAGAGGUACUCUAAUGGAGCUGGGUAUAUCGCCCAUCGUCACCUCGGGCCUCAUCAUGCAGCUGCUGGCUGGUGCCAAAAUCAUUGAGGUGGGAGAUACCCCAAAGGACAGAGCACUCUUUAACGGAGCUCAGAAAUUGUUUGGAAUGAUCAUCACCAUCGGACAGGCCAUUGUUUACGUGAUGACUGGGAUGUACGGAGACCCUUCAGAGAUGGGAGCUGGGAUCUGCCUGCUCAUCAUCAUUCAGCUCUUUGUGGCAGGUCUGAUCGUCCUGCUGCUGGACGAGCUCCUUCAGAAGGGCUACGGUCUCGGUUCUGGUAUCUCUCUCUUCAUUGCCACCAACAUCUGUGAGACCAUUGUUUGGAAGGCCUUCAGUCCCACGACGGUCAACACCGGGAGAGGCACGGAGUUUGAGGGCGCCAUCAUCGCUCUCUUCCACCUGCUGGCGACUCGCACAGACAAAGUCCGCGCCUUGAGAGAAGCCUUCUACAGGCAGAACCUGCCCAACCUGAUGAACCUCAUCGCCACCGUCUUUGUGUUCGCCGUGGUCAUAUAUUUCCAGGGCUUCAGAGUGGACCUGCCAAUCAAAUCUGCUCGCUAUCGCGGUCAAUACAACACCUACCCCAUCAAGCUGUUCUACACCUCCAACAUCCCCAUCAUCCUGCAGUCUGCUCUGGUGUCCAACCUCUACGUGAUCUCUCAGAUGCUGUCGACGCGCUUCAGCGGCAACUUCUUGGUGAACCUCUUAGGAACGUGGUCUGACACCUCCAGUGGAGGACCUGCUCGAGCCUACCCAGUGGGCGGUCUGUGUUACUACCUCUCUCCUCCGGAGUCGUUUGGUUCUGUUCUGGACGACCCGGUUCAUGCUAUCAUUUACAUCGUCUUCAUGCUUGGCUCCUGCGCCUUCUUCUCCAAAACCUGGAUCGAGGUUUCUGGAUCUUCUGCCAAAGAUGUGGCGAAGCAGCUGAAGGAGCAGCAGAUGGUGAUGAGAGGACACAGAGAGACCUCCAUGGUGCACGAGCUCAACAGGUAUAUCCCCACAGCUGCUGCGUUCGGAGGCCUCUGUAUAGGCGGGCUGUCUGUCAUGGCAGACUUUCUCGGUGCCAUCGGUUCUGGGACGGGAAUCCUCUUGGCUGUUACCAUCAUCUACCAGUACUUUGAGAUCUUUGUCAAAGAGCAAAGUGAAGUUGGCAGUAUGGGAGCACUUCUCUUCUGAAUAUAAGUCAAUAAAAUGUCAACGUUCUGACACACCAGACUCAAAGAAAUACCCCUGAUUAUGUUUAUUUUAUUCUUUUGCAUUUCUUUGCAGUUUUCUCAGUGUACUGUUUGCAGCUGGGAUAGAUGUUUUUACUCUCCACCAAACUGCUCACUUGAAAAACUGUGAUUUCUCCCAGAUUUGAGCUCGCUAUUGAGUCUCUUCAGUCCUUUUAUUUGAUCGCAGUUCGCCGUCUGUCUGCCUAAAUUUCCAUUGACAAACGUGUCAAAGCACACAGCCGUGAGCACCUGUCUUUGACUCGCCUCAGGCGUUUUUAUUGUAGCUUCUUUAAAGAACACUAAGACACAACGGCAUGACGGCGCUCAUCCCGAACUGACAGCACAGCUUUCCAGCGGCGCCGUGCUCUAGCCUGAGGUUUCUAGAGCUUAGAUUAGGAUGUGAAAAGCAGAAAACCGUGUUUCUGUUGGAGUCAGAACAAUGUGAAGUCACAGACAGUGAUGUUCAUGAUGGUCCUUCAUUGGGCGUGGUGUUUUUUUCUGUCACCCGGUCCUCAAAGGACAGUGUUUCUCAAUGUCAUCGUGCUUUUUUUUCAUGUCUGCUGCAAAAUACCGGUCAGAAUGAGGAUGGAUUUGAAUGGUCUGAAAACGUUUUUUUUUUUUUUUUUACUUUAUGUAAGACAUUAUUGUGUUAUUAAAGAAGUGUUUUCCAA